AUGGGCGGCAAGAUUGCGGACGUGCUUGUUCAGCAAGAGCUGCAGUGUAAAGUAAAGGCCGGUGAUACGGCCAUUUUGAACGUCACAGCCAUGGUACUGGGCGAUGUUGGGAUGGGGUUGUUUUCUGAGAAGUUCGCAGAUCCGACCUUCGUGGAGUACCUGGCUUUGAACUUGCCAGACAAGAAAUACAAAAUGGAGCAAAAUGGAGUACGAUAUCUCGAAAGUUUACUACAAUCCUAUAGUCCAGAAAAGGCUGCUGAGAUGCUAUCCCUGUGGGAGGAACAUGAAGAAGGUAAAACACCAGAAGCCCAAUGGGUACGAGAGAUGGACAAGUUCGAGUGCCUUUUGCAGGCACAUGAAUAUGAACAGCGGACUUAUGGCGAAAAAAAUCUCGACGAGUUCCAGGGCCAAGUGGCCAAAAUUCAUUCUCGGGAAGGAAAAAGACUUCAAUCGGGUUUACAAAUCACGUAUACCAUGCACGUCCACGUCGGCACGAUCAUCCUAUCUUCCAAGCAGAGCCUCAACAUCACCGUUGAGAAGCGGUAUUAA
Messenger RNA from Penicillium riverlandense, 549 nucleotides. RefSeq lists its product as uncharacterized. The transcript has 4 exons. Gene Ontology annotation, molecular function: 5'-deoxynucleotidase activity. The coding region runs from base 1 to 549 and encodes 182 amino acids. Gene Ontology annotation, cellular component: cytoplasm. The record is from RefSeq and is a predicted model, not a curated record. NCBI's taxonomy places the organism in Eukaryota, Fungi, Ascomycota, Eurotiomycetes, Eurotiales, Aspergillaceae.